AUGGCUGUCUCGUUCCUAGUGAGCCUGUGGCUGUGCUUCACAAUGUCUGUCCUUCAGGCCUAUCUCCCGGUCAACGUGGCGUCUCUGGAACUGCCCAGACAUCUGAGCUCCAGUGACAAGCCUUCAAGGACAGUCUCAGACUCUGCAAUCAAAUAUUUAAUGAGCCACCCUUUGCACAGAAACGCUGGUUCUCCUUUAGAAACAGUGUCUGUCGGCUCCCAGCAGGGAGAAAGCGCUCCAAACCAACACAUCACGGUCCGGGACAGCGAGCCUCUUCCCUGGAUGUGCACACAGCGUCGCACCUGGAGGUCCCUUCCAGUGGGCUACUAUCCUUCCCGAAUUGCCGAAACGGUGUGCGAGAGCUCUACUUGUAUGUCAGGCCACUACAACUGCACCGCGGUCACCUACAACACCCAAGUGCUGCAGUUCUGUUACAACGCCAAUUGUAAUGACGUCCGGAUACCUUACUCCAUGCGGCGCUUUUGGAAGUUCACCGACAUCCCUGUCUCUGUGGGGUGCAUGUGUUCUCGAUAA
Molecule: messenger RNA, 534 nt
Organism: Aplysia californica (California sea hare)
Lineage: Eukaryota; Metazoa; Mollusca; Gastropoda; Aplysiida; Aplysiidae
Exons: 2
Coding region: 1-534 (177 amino acids)
Source: RefSeq, a predicted model, not a curated record